GAGUAUUCUAGAAGACCAGGGCCGACUUGACCGCCAUUUAGUUGUAGCUGCCAGUGGCAGACGUAGACCUUUUAACAUAUUUUUUUGUAUAUAUAUAUAUUCUCAAUUUAUUUAUUCUUUGGUUUGUGUGAUUCCAUCUAUUGAUUCUAAUAUGGAGAGGGAGAAAGAACAGUUUCGCAAACUUUUCAUCGGAGGCCUAAGCUUUGAAACUACAGAAGAGAGUUUGCAGAAGUAUUAUGAACAAUGGGGAAAGCUUACAGACUGCGUGGUUAUGAGAGAUCCUGCAAGCAAACGUUCAAGGGGUUUUGGUUUUGUGACCUUCUCAUCCAUGAAUGAAGUAGAUGCAGCAAUGUCAGCACGCCCCCAUUCAAUUGAUGGAAGAGUAGUUGAGCCUAAAAGAGCUGUGGCAAGAGAGGAGUCUGCGAAACCUGGUGCCCAUGUAACUGUAAAGAAACUAUUUGUUGGUGGAAUUAAAGAGGACACAGAUGAACAUCAUCUUAGGGACUACUUUGAGGAAUAUGGCAAAAUAGACAGCAUAGAGAUCAUUACAGACAAGCAAUCUGGAAAAAAAAGAGGGUUUGGAUUUGUGACAUUUGAUGACCAUGAUCCAGUAGAUAAGAUAGUCUUGCAAAAAUACCAUGUUAUUAAUGGUCAUAAUGCAGAAGUAAGAAAAGCAUUGUCGAGGCAAGAAAUGCUAGAAGUCCAAAGCUCACGACCUGGCAGAGGGGGAGGUAACUUUGGUUUUGGUGAUUCACGAGGUGGUGGCAACUUCGGACCCGGACCUGGAAACAACUUCAGAGGUGGAUCAGAUAGUUAUGGAGGAGGACGUGGCUAUGGUGAUGGAUACAAUGGAUAUGGUGGUGGUCAAGGUGGUGGUAAUUUUGGUGGUGGACCUGGUUAUGGGGGAGGCAGAGGAGGAUAUGGGGGCGGGCCUGGCUACGGGAGCCAAGGUGGUGGUGGAUAUGGCGGUGGAUACGAUAACUAUGGAGGAGGCAAUUACGGAGGUGGAAACUACAAUGAGUUUGGAAACUACAACCAGCAGUCUUCAAAUUAUGGUCCAAUGAAGAGUGGUGGGAACUUUGGUGGAAGCAGGAGUAUGGGGGGACCUUAUGGAGGAAACUAUGGUCCAACCGGUGCAAGUGGAGGAAGCAGUGGAUAUGGAGGGAGGAAUCGUUAUUAAUUUUGUAAAUUAAUCCUCCUCUUGGGCUUCACUGUAUAAAUAGGAGAGGAUGAGAGCCCAGAGGUAACACAGCUGAGGUUAUCGAAAUAACAGUUAAGGAGACUCUUUAUCUCAGUCACGCAUAAAACAUGCAGUGAUAUGACAGAAGACACCAGAGCAGAUGCAGAGAGCCAUAUUGUGAAUGGAUUGGAAUAUAUUUAAAUACAUUAUCUUUCAAGGAGGAAGGACUGUAAAAUAUGCCUUUGAGACAGUUUCUUAGGUUUUUAAUUGUUUAUUUGUAGUGGUCUUAGUAAAGAGUGCAGCAGCAUUCCUUUUGAUAAUGUUCCAUUUUUAAGUUUCAGGUGACGUGAAACCUUUUUUUAAGAUUUCUGAACAGGUUAAAAAGCUACUAGCCAGGAUCAUGGUGUAAUAUGAGACUUUUUUUUUUUCUUUUAAUUUUCUUUUAAUAUUUUCAGUGUGUAUAGUUAAGCUGUUGUACACUUUCAUUUAAUAAAAUAAUUCAAAAGGAAAAAAAAAUGUCUUUGUAGAUUUAUGCAUUUGUGUGUUAAUAAGGAGAGUAGUUAUGAAGAAUUUUAAAUGCAAAUGAAAUGUUAAGUGUUUGUUUGCAGUUCUAAGGAGAAAGGUGUAUAUAGAUAACAAAAGGGUGUAUCUGCCAAGAGAAACACCUGUUCAGAUCUUUUAGAUGCAGCUGCUGCUUCAAUGGCAAGGAAAGGAAAAAUCCCCAGCGAGGUACUCUUCCAGGGACACAGGUCUAGUACAAGAGAUCACAUCAGAGCGACUUCUAAGUUCAGCCUUUUUAAAACUGAGCUAAUGUUCUGGAUAAAGAUUUUUACUACUACUCUAGGUUAAGGAUGUCAACGAAAGCUGAGGGGUAGAGCAAAAUAGUGCUAAGCUACAGUUAAACUUCUGUAGGUAAGAACUUAUUUUCUUUCUUUCCAAAGAUAAUUCUACGACAGUGUACGGUAUGAUAGUUGCUAUAUUAAACCUAAUGCAUUUUCAGUUAAAGGGUCACUGAACCCAAUUUUUUUUCUUUCUUUCAUGAUUCAGAUAGAGCAUGCAAUUUUAAGCAACUUUCUAAUUUACUCCUAUAAUCAAUUUUUCUUCGUUUUCUUGCUAUCUUUAUUUGAAAAAGAAGGCAUCUAAGCUAAGGAGCCAGCAACAUGUUUGGUUCAGAACCAUGGACCGCACUUGUUUAUUGGUGCUGUCCAAUAGGCAAGGACAACCCAGGUUGUUCACCAAAAAAUGGGCCAGCAUCUAAACUUACAUUCUUGCUUUUCAAAUAAACAUACAAAGAGAAUGAAGAAAACUUGGUAAUAGGAGUAAAUUAGAAAGUGGCUUAAAAUUGCAUGCGCUAUCUGAACCACGAAAGAAAAAAAAUUGGGUUCAGUGUCCCUUUAAUGAAUACUAAUGCCUAAGUGGAUUUUUUUUUUUUCUCAUUCUGAUAUAUUUUCCUGCAAUGUCUAAUAUGGAUUUUUUUUUUUUUUUCUCUAGCUGGAAAUGUUUUUUUCUCUAAUGGAAAAGCUGGAUUUUGAACAUGGAUAAACAGCUUGGUCUACAAAUCAGACCUUUGAUCAACAUUCAGUUGUACAAGAAGUAGCAGGUAUCUGGCACAGGUAAUAUUUACUGAAAUUGGAGAAUUAACUACAAAUUACCUGGUGCAGUGAAUUUUCAUAAACAAAAAAAAUUCUGUUUUGAGACCUGCUAUAAUGAUCUUUGAAGAUGUAUCAAAAGGAGCAAGCAAGUGUAAAUAUUUGUAUACAUUUAUGUAUACCACAUAAUUUUCUUUUUCAAAGUCAGGCUGGAUCUGACCCAACAGUUUUAUUUGUAUUUUUUUUUUUAAUAAACAUAUUUUCAGUUA
Messenger RNA from Bombina bombina (fire-bellied toad), 3038 nucleotides. RefSeq names its product heterogeneous nuclear ribonucleoprotein A2/B1 (gene HNRNPA2B1). Gene Ontology annotation, molecular function: RNA binding. The record is from RefSeq and is a predicted model, not a curated record. The transcript is spliced from 12 exons. Bases 152 to 1180 code for a protein of 342 amino acids. NCBI's taxonomy places the organism in Eukaryota, Metazoa, Chordata, Amphibia, Anura, Bombinatoridae.